GGGACGUAAGUUGUGGUUUAAACGCGGAGUCUGGCGCGACCGCUGGAGCCGUGUCUUGCGAGAGUUUGGCUGUUACUCCGAAUGUGGGUGAACCGAGAGUUGAUCCAGAAUGGCUACUCUGAUCUAUGUUGAUAAGGAAAAUGGAGAACCAGGCAUCCAUGUGGCUCCUAAGGAAGGGCUGAAGCUGGGGUCUGUACCUUCAGUCAAAGCUUUAGAUGGGAGAUCUCAGGUUUCAACACCACGUGUUGGCAAAAUGUUUGAUGCUCCACCAGCUUUACCAAAAACUGCCAGAAAGGCUUUGGGAACUGUCAACAGAGCUACAGAAAAAUCAGUUAAGACGAAUGGACCGCUCAAACAGAAACAGACAACUUUCUCGACCAAAAAGAUUACUGAGAAGACUGUUAAGGCAAAAAGUUCGGUUCCUGCCUCAGAUGACACCUAUCCAGAAAUUGAAAAAUUCUUUCCCUUCGAUCCAUUAGAUUUUGAGAGUUUUGACCUGCCUGAGGAGCACCAGAUCGCACACCUCCCCUUGAAUGGAGUGCCUCUCAUGAUCCUUGAUGAGGAGAGGGAGCUUGAGCAGCUGUUACAUGUGGGCCCCCCUUCGCCUCUGAAGAUGCCUCCUCCGCUGUGGGAGUCUAAUCUGUUGCAGUCUCCCUCAAGCAUUCUGUCCACUCUGGAUGUUGAAUUGCCACCUGUUUGCUGUGACUUAGAUAUUUAAAUUUCUUAACACUUUAUAGUUUGGGUAUGUAUUAAUAGUUUGUAUUAAUAAAGCAAUUCUUUGUUUAACAGA
Molecule: messenger RNA, 790 nt
Organism: Dama dama (fallow deer)
Lineage: Eukaryota; Metazoa; Chordata; Mammalia; Artiodactyla; Cervidae
Gene: PTTG1
Product: PTTG1 regulator of sister chromatid separation, securin
Exons: 6
Coding region: 110-718 (202 amino acids)
Biological process (GO): chromosome organization
Cellular component (GO): nucleus; cytoplasm
Source: RefSeq, a predicted model, not a curated record